This is a messenger RNA of Sclerotinia trifoliorum, 1412 nucleotides long. NCBI's taxonomy places the organism in Eukaryota, Fungi, Ascomycota, Leotiomycetes, Helotiales, Sclerotiniaceae. The record is from the annotation of a GenBank genome assembly.
GGAAGAGGUUAAAACAACAAAGCUCCCUCCCCACAACAUCAACAUCCCACCACAAUACUGCCGGACCUUUACCGCCCAAAAUUCACCCGAUCAAGCCUAGCAACCUGGAACUACUACAUCAUGGAUCUCACCAAUGCAGGCCUUCUGCACGUCGAUGAACUUCUAGAAACCAUUAAAGUUCCUACUUUUCGCACACAUCUACCGCACCCUCUACCACUCAAGCUAUUCGAUUCCGAGCCAGAGUCACAGCAAAAUAAUAUGGAUCCGUUUGAAGUGCGCAUUCGCUUUACGCAGUAUUUGCAACAUUUAAAUGCGAGUGUUGCGAGUGCGAAUAAGACGGCUCAAUAUGCGUUGAAGUAUAGGGAUAUGGAUGAGGACUUGCAUAGUUGUAUUUUGGAACAAUUGGAGAGGGUAAGUUUACGUCUUACCGUCUUGAAAAUGGACCGCAUCUAAACGGCUGGGUCGAAGGGCGAAUGGAAAUGUUUAUGGUUUUGUCGCCAUUUUUAUUGCGGUUAAAAUAGAGUGAAGCUAAUCUAGUGUCCAGAAUUCUAUGAACAAUAGGGCGAAUAUUAUGUAUUUUAUUGAGAUUUUAUGCGAUAUGGCAUCUAGAGAAGGUCACGAUGAUUACGUACGAAUGAUUCAAAGAGAUAUUUUACGGGUAGUCGAUGCAGUUGCGCCGGAAGAUGGAUCGGGAGCAGCAAAUGUCAAAGUAGUACGCAAAGUUCUCCAAGGCCUUCAGCAAAAGUCUUUCCUCUUGUCGCAAACGGUCACAGAAAUCGAAGAAUGUCUGAAAGAACGCGACACUCAGCCAGAUGCUCUUUUGUCUUCUCCAUCGGCAGAAAACGAAGCGAAUGGAAAUGGAACUUCUCAACAUGCUACCCCAAAGCAGACUAAGACGAAUGGAGUUGGUAGACUGGAUAAGAGACAGAUUGAGCAGAGAAUCGAGGAGGAUAGAGAGAGGCAUAAGAGAUUGAGAGAACAUAUUUGGGCAGUACCAGUUACGGGGCCAAAUUCGGAGUUCGAUAAAUUAUGGGAUGAGACGAGCGAUUUGGGAGAUGACGAUAUGGAUGUAUAUGAAGAAGAGGCCAUGGAAAGAAAGGAGGCUGGAAGGGAAUGGUUCAACGAACAAGUUCAAAGAAGUAGACUUGAGGGACAACCUUGACUUAUGCGUUAGAUUUUGGGGGCAUGGCGUUUGGUUGCAUGUCUGGUAGGAUCUUGUGUUGGCGUUACAUGACCAGUUUGGUAUAAAGGAUUAUAUGGGACAUAAUUGCCUGGCGUUAUCACUUUUGGGUUAUGGGGGCUUGCAUCGUGUGGCUAUAUGGGCAUUCCUUCGUCCUUUGCACGAACAAGACUAAGGAGUCGGUACCGAAAAAUGCGAUAAUACCAUAUUGUUACAUAAGAGCAUCGCGUGA